AUGGUCCCCGGAUUUAUACACUCAUAUACUUGGAGAAAGUGUCUAAUGAUGGCAAAGGAACCAAUGGAGCAGAAAGAAGAGACACAGGGUGCAAUAACUGAUGCAGAUAACAUUUAUACACCUUCUGGAGGGAAGAUUGACUCUCAGGGUAGUGGCAAUGGAGCACAGCUGUCUUUCUCUGACGGGCAACAGACUCGAGAUCAGUCUAGGGAUGUUGGCGAAAUCAAUACGGAUAGAAUAAAUAUUGCUGAAACUGUAGGUGGAAAUUCCACACGCAAAUAUCUGAAUACCCAUAUCACACCUGCACUGCUUAAGGGGAUGAGACUUGUUGCUUUAGAGACCCCGGAGGAUCCGCUAAGGUUUCUUGGUGAAUAUCUUAUUGCAGAAAGUGAUCGUCGUGAUAAUAAUACUGCAUACAGCAGAGAAGCAGCAGCAGAAACAAAGAUAGGUGGUAUAGACAAAGGAAAUAUAAACUAG
Eremothecium cymbalariae DBVPG#7215 is the source of this 477-nucleotide messenger RNA. It is a transcript of the gene SDC1, whose product is annotated as Sdc1p. The record is from RefSeq and is a predicted model, not a curated record. The transcript has a single exon. NCBI's taxonomy places the organism in Eukaryota, Fungi, Ascomycota, Saccharomycetes, Saccharomycetales, Saccharomycetaceae. The coding region runs from base 1 to 477 and encodes 158 amino acids.